Patiria miniata (bat star) is the source of this 2243-nucleotide messenger RNA. Its product is annotated as flavin-containing monooxygenase FMO GS-OX-like 4. The coding region runs from base 1 to 1356 and encodes 451 amino acids. The transcript has 5 exons. The record is from RefSeq and is a predicted model, not a curated record. NCBI's taxonomy places the organism in Eukaryota, Metazoa, Echinodermata, Asteroidea, Valvatida, Asterinidae. Gene Ontology annotation, molecular function: NADP binding; flavin adenine dinucleotide binding; N,N-dimethylaniline monooxygenase activity.
AUGUUUUACACGCAAAAAAUCCACAUUGACUUUCAUUCGGAUUGCAUUUGUUACUGCAGCCCUGAUUUCGGUGCAAACAUCAAGAUGAUGAAAGUUGCAGUCAUUGGAGGAGGGGCGGCAGGGCUGUGCGCUGCCAGGUACCUGUGCGCCAAGCCCAAGUUAUACCAGGCGACCGUUUACGAACAGUCGGAGCAAAUUGGAGGUACUUGGGUGUACAGGGAUGACGUAGGCAAGGACAAGUAUGGCCAGCCUAUUCACUCAAGUAUGUACAGCCGGCUUAGGACCAAUCUUCCCAAGGAGGUCAUGCUAUUUCCCGAUUUGCCGAUCGCAGAAGGCGGUAAAACUUCAUUUAUCAAGCACACCGAAGUACUGCAGUAUCUCAACCGAUAUGUCGAUACAUUCCACUUGCAGAAGUGCAUUCAGCUUUUGACGCGAGUUGAGUCAGUAAAGCCGGUCACGAAAUGCGGCAAAACUGCGUGGGAAGUGACGGUACAAAGCGUCGUGAACCCAGACUCCCCACCAACAGUCAACCAGUUUGAUGCUGUUAUGGUCUGCAAUGGACAGUAUGCGGUACCCAACUGGCCUAGCAUCCCGGGUUUAGAGACCUUCACGGGCAAGGUGAUGCACAGUCAUGACUACCGACACCCGGAGCAUUUCCGGGGCCAGUCGGUGGUGUUGCUCGGUGCUGGUAACUCCGGGAUAGACAUCUCCCUCGAUCUCCACGCGUACGCAGAGAGGGUCUACCUCAGCCAUCUACACCCACUGCUCCAGGCUUCACUACCAGCCAAUCUACAGCAGGUCCCUGGCAUCAAGUCGGUGAGGGAGGGUAGGGUUGAGUUCACGGACGGCCGGAGCGUGGCAGCCGACGCGCUGAUUCUAUGCACGGGUUACCUGUACGACUUCCCGUUCCUAACCCCAGAGUGUGAGGUCUCGGUAGAUAGGAAGCGAGUUACCCCGCUCUACAAGCACGUCAUCCAUACCAAGUUCCCAUCCUUGUCCUUCAUUGGGCUCGUCUGGAGGAUCUGCCCUUUCCUGCUGAUGAGCUGCCAGGUCCGGUUUGUCAUGGCGGCGCUGGAAGGAACCAUGAUUCUACCGAGUAAAGAAGAAAUGGACGCGGACACCCAAAGAGACUACGACUAUCGGUGCAAGGAGCUGAACAUGCCCCAUCACUAUGCCCACAAGCUGGGCGAUAUGCAGUGGGAAUACUGCAAGGAGCUGGUGAGGCUGGCCAAUGAUGUAGAUGCAGAGGAUGCCACUAAGCCAAUCUUCGAGGAGCUGUACCUAGACUGCUCGUACUGGAGAAGCCAAGACCCUCUCAACUACAAGACGCGCACUUACGAGCUGCCUGGUAUUUAAGUAGAGUUCAGCACAUUCUUCCGAUAUUGACACCGAUUUUGUAAAAUUCGGAUGAACCGAUCUCGAGAGAUCGAAAUUUUUACAAAGAGUUACAUAAAAUCGCAAAAAAAAUCCACGAAAAUGUUUGAUAAGGCAUUCAUUGAAUCGUUGUGAAAUCGCAGGAUACACAAACAGAAGAAAGACAUUUCAAACGCACACACACAUUUUAGUCGUUUUUACAAAACUUGACCGGUCAUGUUUACAUUUCAGAGGUAAAAAUGAAAAUACAAUUCAGACCUGUAAAUUACACUAACUUAAUAAAAUAAUGUUUACAAAGCACUGUUACAAACUACUAAAUCCUUGCGUAAUCAUUUUUUUUUCUUCAAUUUUAAUUUAAUAAAUAAAUUGAGCUCAUAUCACAGGGCAUAACAAAAUCUCAUAACUUAUAUAUUUUUAGGAACUGCUUUUUAAAAUUGAAUAUCGCUUGGGGUUUUAUUGAAUAUAUCGCCAUAAAAUAUAUUAAAAAAAAUAUUUUAAAAUACUAUUUUACAAUCAGACCUCUCUAUGUAAUUUAUUUAACAUGUAUAGUUUAUUGGUGAUUCUUGUCACUUCAAGAAUAUUUCCAUUUCCCUCUGCCCUCACAGAUUUACUGAGUGUGAAUGUCCCUUUGUCGGUUAAAAAAUAAAAACGUGUGAUUGUACGACUAGUAUCUGGGAGCUGAGUUCGUCCCCGCUUCGAGAUCAUGGAGGGAAUACAGCAAACAAUCCGAACACAGUGAGCAGUACCAACCGAAGAAAAAUACAUUAGCCAUCUUUUCUAAAUUAUUUUUUUAAAACGAACAUAAAAAUGACCCUACAAGUUAAAACAGCUUUAAAAUGCUUUGUUUAAUAAUAUAACGUCAAAAAAAA